GCGAGCGAUGGAUGAGGACAACAUGACGAGGAGCGAGGAGCAGCAGCUGAGUCUGCAGAAGGCGCUGCAGCAGUGCGAGCUGGUCCAGAACAUGAUCGACAUCAGCAUCUCCAACCUGGAGGGGCUCCGCACCAAGUGCGCCGCCUCCAACGACCUCACGCAGAAGGAGAUCCGCACCCUGGAGAGCAAGCUGGUCAAGUACUUCAGCCGGCAGCUGUCCUGCAAGAGGAAGGUGGCCUUGCAGGAGCGCAAUGCCAAGCUGGAGGGCUUCCCCCAGCUCCUGCACUGGUUCCGCAUCGUCGACAUCCGCAAGGAGGUGAUGGAGGAAAUCGCCCCCGGGCAGCUGAGCCUGGAGGAGCUGCUGGACAUGACCGAUGACCAGGUCUGUGCGACCGUGGAGAAGUUUGGGGCCAACAGCGAGGAGUGUGCCCGCCUGAACGCCUCCCUCUCCUGCCUCCGCAGCGUCCACAAGUCCGGCGGCAGCCUCUCCAAGCAGGAUUGGACCAUCCAGUGGCCCACGACGGAGCCGGGGAAGGAGAACAGCCCCGGGUGCCAGCCGGAGCCGGGGCAGUGGGGCAGGACGCACCUCUCGCAGAGCCCCAAGGUCCAACCCAAGUGCGGGCAGCAUCACUGCCACGCGGGCUCGCCCCACGGACCCAUGUACACCCACGUGGACAGGCUGACCGUGGAGGGUCACCCGGGGCUGUGCCCGCCCAUGGAAUCCGGCCACCGGUCCCUGCCGCCCUCCCCGCGCCAGCGGCACGCCGCUCACACCCCUCCGCGUACCCCCAACAUCGUGACCAUGAUGACGCCGCCGGGCACGCCGCCGGUACGACGGAGGAAUAAACUGAAGCCCCCCGGGACACCCCCGCCCUCGUCGCGAAAACUGAUCCAUCUCAUCCCCGGCUUCACCGCGCUGCACCGGAGCAAAUCCCACGAGUUCCAGCUGGGGCAUCGCGUGGACGAGGCGCACACCCCCAAGGUCAAGAAGAAGAACAAGCCCUUGAACCUCAAGAUCCACAACAGCGUGGGAAGCUGCGAGAACAUCCCCGCCCAGCGCUCCCCGCUCCUCUCCGAGCGCUCCCUGCGCUCCUUCUUCGUGGGGUACCCGCCUUUCCUCCCCUCCACCCCUCCUGUCCACACCGAAGCCACCUUCUCAGCAAAUACGCUGUCAGUGCCUCGCUGGUCCCCGCAGAUCCCCCGUCGAGAUCUAGGAAACUCGAUAAAACACAGGUUUUCCACCAAGUACUGGAUGUCUCAGACCUGCACCGUCUGCGGGAAAGGAAUGUUGUUCGGCUUAAAAUGCAAAAACUGCAAGCUCAAGUGCCACAACAAAUGCACCAAAGAGGCCCCUCCGUGUCACCUGCUGAUCAUCCACCGUGGAGGGAGACGAGCCGUUCGGGGCGAGGCAGAUUUGCAUUGCAAACCACUUCCACCCACCCUUCCCCUGCCUCCUUUUCUUUUCAGAUUCCCCACCGCACGGGCAAGGUUAGUCCGGACAGAGUCGGUGCCCUGUGAUAUCAACAACCCCUUGCGGAAACCCCCCAGGUAUUCGGACCUGCAUGUCAGCCAGACGCUCCCCAAAACCAACAAACUCAACAAGGAUCACAUCCCGGUGCCCUACCAGCCAGACUCCAGCAGCAACCCCUCCUCCACCACCUCCUCCACACCCUCCUCGCCGGCCCCACCGCUGCCGCCCAGCGCGACGCCCCCGUCCCCCCUGCACCCCUCCCCGCAGUGCCCACGCCAGCAGAAGCAGUUCAACUUGCCAGCUUCCCAUUACUACAAGUACAAGCAGCAGUUCAUUUUCCCAGAUGUGGUGCCCGAGACGCCGACGCGAGCCCCGCAGGUCAUCCUCCACCCCGUCAACUCCAACCCCAUCCUGGAAGGAAACCCAUUGCUUCAAAUUGAAGUGGAGCCCACCUCGGAGAACGAGGAAGGCCCCGAGGAGGCGCAGGAGUCCGAGGAUGACUUCGAAGAGAUGAACCUCUCGCUCCUCUCCGCACGCAACUUCCCCCGCAAGGCCAGCCAGACCAGCAUCUUCCUCCAGGAGUGGGACAUCCCCUUUGAGCAGCUCGAGAUCGGCGAGCUCAUUGGCAAGGGCCGCUUUGGGCAGGUCUUUCACGGGCGCUGGCACGGGGAGGUGGCCAUCCGCCUCAUCGACAUCGAGCGGGACAACGAGGACCAGCUGAAAGCCUUCAAGAGGGAGGUGAUGGCGUACCGGCAGACCCGGCACGAGAACGUGGUGCUCUUCAUGGGAGCCUGCAUGAGCCCUCCCCACCUCGCCAUCAUCACCAGCCUGUGUAAAGGACGGACUCUCUACUCAGUGGUGAGAGACGCCAAAAUCGUCCUGGAUGUCAACAAGACAAGGCAGAUAGCACAAGAAAUUGUGAAGGGAAUGGGCUACCUGCAUGCCAAGGGGAUCCUCCACAAGGACCUCAAGUCAAAAAAUGUUUUCUACGACAACGGGAAGGUGGUGAUCACAGACUUCGGCCUCUUCAGCAUCUCGGGAGUUCUCCAAGCAGGCAGGAGGGAGAACAAGCUGCGGAUCCAGAACGGCUGGUUGUGCCACCUCGCCCCCGAGAUCAUCCGUCAGCUCUCGCCGGACACCGAGGAGGACAAGCUGCCCUUCUCCAAGCACUCGGAUGUCUUUGCACUGGGCACAAUCUGGUAUGAGCUGCACGCACGGGAAUGGCCCUUCAAGACGCAGCCAGCGGAGGCAAUAAUCUGGCAGGUGGGAAGAGGGAUGAAGCCCAACCUCAGCCAGAUCGGGAUGGGCAAGGAGAUCUCGGACAUCCUCCUCUUCUGCUGGGCCUACGAGCAAGAGGAGAGACCCACCUUCACCAAGCUCAUGGACAUGCUGGAGAAACUGCCAAAGCGCAAUCGUCGCCUUUCCCACCCCGGGCACUUCUGGAAGUCGGCAGAGCUGUGACGGGAGGAGUUAAGGGACGGUGCCUUCCUCCCCCUGCGGUUCUCCUCUUCCUCUCCGCUUCCCACCCUGUGCUACAGAGGAGCAGCGGGCGCUGCGGGCCGACAGCAGGAUGGGAAUGAGCCUCUUCCUCCGCCGCGAUUCACCCCAUGAAGCCUCUCUGCAAGGGCUGGAGGAGCUGAGCCGGCGGCCGAGCCUCGGAGAGCCCCGGGGACGCCCGGCUGCGGUGGGAUGGGGACGGUGGGCAGCUCUCCGUGCACAUGGGGUCAGGUCCUGGGCCGGUUCCCCGCUGAGCAGGGGCAACCCACGAGGCAGAUGGCUUCAAAUUAACCCCAGGGUUAAAGCCUCUGAUCCCAAUCAGCAUGGUCAGUGCUCAUGAUGCUCAGCUGGGGAGGGGUUGCUUCUUGGUUCUUGGUGAGUUUAUUUAAUUUCUGGUUUGUUUUGUUGGUUUUUUUGUUUGGUUUUUUUUUUUUUUUUUUUCUUUUUUAAAGAAAAGGGGGAAAUCUUGCUGAUUCAUGAGUUUAGCACUGGAGCCUGCUGGGACCAGGGAGUGCCACUGCUAUUAGCUGCCCCCUGCGGGGAAAUGCAUCUACAGAUUCGGAACUGGAGGAGUCCUGCUCCCCCACGCCUCAGCAGCCCCUUCAUGGGCAGCAGUGACCUUUCACAAGUGGCUUCUCUACCUCCUGGCCAUGCCCACUUAUGCUCCCCCCCUGGUCUCCCUCUCAGCAGAGCGCAUCUCUACAUUCCUGUUAAUUUAGCUGUCUGUCCCAGUGCGUAUCUAAUCAGCGAGCCUUUCCCUCUCCCCCUCCCCGGCGGUGCUUUGCUCUUGGGUUUGAUUCUUAUUCCUGAAGGUGCUGCCAAAGCCCUGGGUCUAGGGAUGCUCUGGGGCCAGGCAGAACGGAGUGGCUGGGGUUGGAGUGCUUCCCCUCUCCCGUUGCUUUCCGCGGGCUCGCUGCCAGAGCCGGGGUUGCAGACAGGCUCUGGUUGUACAGAGCAUCUCCCUCCCCAGCCCCACGCACGGGAGCCGCCGUGGACAUCUCGGAAGCCAUGCCCAGGACCAUUUUCCCUUGCAUCUCCAUCUUCCCUCAGCCAAAUCCCGGACCUCCCUGAAGAGAUCCUCUUUGGGCAGCGUCUCAGAGCCGGUGUUGCCGGCUGAAUACCAUGUGCUGGUAUUUCCCUCUCCCCAUCAGGUCGGGUGGGUCCAUUAGAUGAGCUGUCAAGUGACAGAUGAUAGUAAAUUGUGUUUUCAGGCCCUUAUUGAGCAUAAUUGCUUGACAGCAACCAUCCUGAAUAAUUCAAUCGUAGUCUAAGUUAGCUUUAAUUUGGAGACAUGACGAGGCUCUGCAAACUAACCAGCCCUGGUUUGUUUGCUGUUCCUCUAACUCCCCCUUGCCAGCACUUGAACUGCUUUAGCAUAAGUAAAUGAAGAUUAGAAACCUAAUUGCAGCUAGGAAGAGAUGUUGCUUCAAUCAUGGGGGCGUGUAUGAAGGUGCUUUUAUUUCUUAAAAUUUGCACACAUGUAUAUGUAUAAAGUCUGAGGUGGGCAGGAGCGAGGCGGGAGUGAAUCUGGUCUCCAAGCAUGCUGGCAGAAGGUCAGUCUGGAUGAGUCUCCUGCUGAUGCUUUUGAGACGUUUGCUGUGCCAUGCGGCUGCAUCUCGCUCUCAGAUGUUUUGCACGAAGUGGGGCUGAUCACCUGCUUCUGCCUCUGGUGCUGAGGCCAAGUGGGACAAGCAAGUGAGAGCAGGAUGAGCCCUCGUUUGUGCUAAUUGCCCCCCGCACCAGACAGCACGGGCGGUUUGUGGUCCCCUGGGAGUGAUGCUGCAGAGCUCAGCGUAGGUGGCUGAGCAUCACCUCAUCCCGGUGAUGAAGGACGCUCCAUGGAUGUUUGCCCUCUGCCUCCUCUGCAUCCCACUUCUUCCCUUGCUAACACCUCCCCCCCACCCUUCCCCACCUUCUUCAUCCCACCCCGGGCCUCAGCAGUGAUGUCCCCUGCUGCCCGUCCUCCCCAUCCCCGCCCUUCCCCCCCCGCCUCAUGCCUUCUCCAUCCUCUGCGCAUGUGCGCACAUGUGCCAUAAAUGUUGCACUAAGCCUCAGAGUCUCUCUGAGUUUUCACCAAUGCCUUCGCCUGCGGUGGUCCUGAGGUCUGUGGGAGGGGGCACAUCCCUGCUGCCGGAGGUCUUGACUGCUGGGGGGGCGCAGGGAGGUCUCACUGUGAAAUCACUGGUUCCCGAACCACGUUCAGAUGGAGUGAUCACAGUAGAAAGUUGGUGUCCUCUUGCUCAGUGGCAUUAGUUUCUAAGUAGCUGUGAACUUCCUAGGUGAGCAGCGUGUGUUGGAAGGAUGAAGGAGGUGAUGCUAUGGGUGCUGCUCAGCACGGGGGGUGGCAAAGGGCUGUAGCCCGAUAGACGUUGCUCAGAUUUAUGGUGAAAGGUACAAUGUCCAUCUUGAAAGAUUUACUGUGGGUUUGCUCUCUGUUCCCCAAGCCCUCUAUUUGCCUGGGAAGUCUCACUUUGACAUAUCCCCCCACGGGGUCUCACCAGCCGUUGGCUGAGACACAAGGAAACAAGUGAACUGAUGAGCACGUUGGUUUGGUUACCCCACGGCGUCAGGUCCUCACCAGGAGCACAGAGCUGGCUGCAGUGGCCUCGGCCAAGCGUUCCUCCCCUGGCCUGUGGGCAUCUGAAAGGAGCUAAGUGCUCCUAUAGCCAACAAAGCUUGCCAACUCUUCUCUCAUCUCCCUCCUCUUUCUCCCGCUGCUUCCCUCACCGUAACGUCUCAGACAGGCCAUGAGCAGAGCCGCUGCACAAUAGUAUCAAUGGAAAAAUAGCUGCCCUGUAUUUAUCAUAAAUUAGCUCAGAAGAGCAGCUCCUUCCCUUCCAUUCAGCGCAGCAACGGUUGUUUAUGCAGCCGUGUUAUUUGCAUCAUGCCUCCUUAUUUUUGAAAGUCUUAAUUAUUAAAAAAACCCCAAACCAACAAAUCUUACUUUUUGUUGUUGUUGUUGUUGUUGUUGUUCUUUGUUUUUUGACUCCAGCUUUGUGAGGUUUUUUUUUUUUCCCCCAGUUUAAAAAUAUCCAGCCCUUCAGCAGGGAGAGAAUGUAGGAGAAGCUCUCCACAAUGCCCUCUAAUAGGAGAUCCGAAGGAGCGAGAAGAUCCAUCCGGUGGCUCAGUUUAGCUGCGCGAGCUAGAGGAGAGACAGGGGUUACUUCCAGAUGCGCUGGGCGAGAGCAGAGCCAGUUUUAGCACACUGGUGUUUUGAGCAGCAGCUUGAGAUGUAGGGAACCGUCCCCAGCCCCGCGGUACCUCCCCGGGCUCUUGCAGCGGAGCAGCCCCAGCGAUGCUCUCCUGUCCUGGUCCUCCAGCUCUCAGCUGCUUCACCCCUUCGGUCGCCCUCCGAGGCUCUUCGCUGAGCUCCCCAGUCCCUGACCUUGCUGCUGCCUGAGGGUUUGUUUUUUUUUUCCAGCAUUUCACUGCUCACAGGGAACACUGCGUUUGGGGCUGGGUAGUGAAGCCACUGCCGGUGAGGGAAGUAGUGGUGCUGCACGGCCCCCAAGCACUAUGUCCUCCUUGGGCUGCCAAAAUAUAUCCCCCGGCCCUGCUUCUUCUUCUAUCCACCUUUCCCCCCAAGAUUACCCAAAUCCUUGCUGAGCCAAGACUGGGUGGCUCCUGGGGACGAUGAGCUCAGAGUCAGGCCCUGAUGACUUUCAUCCAGUACUCGACCAUGGCAGGAGCUGAGACGAUUAAGAUUUAAGAGAGAUGGUAGCAGAAAAGAAUGUCUCGGAGGCGAAGGAGCUGCUCAACCUUUGCUAGAUGCUAUGGAAGGGUUGGGGUCUGCGGCGUGGUCUCUCUGGCCACACUAAGGAGAAGGGUGACGUGCCGGUGGUGCCAUGAGACGGUGUCUGCGCCCCUCAAGUGCCGCGGGGAGCCCGGGGCCGAGCCCGCUGGUGGCCGGGGCUCUGCUGGGCACCUUCGCUUGCCUUCCUCCUUUCCUCGCCGUUUAUUUAUUUUAAUUUAUUUUAAUUUAUUAUUUCUUUUUUUUUUUUGCAAAUAGUGAUCCUUCGGGAAGCUUGGUCAGCUGCAAAAGCCUUCUUUAAUUUCUGGUCCCUGUAAAGUACGCUGUUACAUUUUCUUGUACAUAAGGUAUAUAUAAAUAUAUAUACAUAUCUCUAUAUGUAUGUAUAUAGAUAUAUACAUAUAUAACAAGCUCUAAAUCCUGUACAGUUUCAAACUGAAUUCGAUGGCCUGCUUUGUUUUCUCUGUGUUAGUUCUGACCGUUGCAGAAUGAGCUGACUUUCAUUUCCCUUCUCCUCUUUCCCUUUUCUUUUUAUAAAUAUAUACAUAAAUAUAUAUAUAUAUAUUUUGUUGUCGUUGUUGGAAAACUCUCGUCACUGGAAAAGAACAGUUGAUUCUGGUGCAAAAAAAAAAUCACCCACAAACCAACAAAAAAAAUUGCUGAGAAAGGCACGAUGGAUCUCCCUGAUGUAAAUUUGUACAGUAACAUUUAUAACGUUUUCUACACUUGAAGAAAGUAUUUAUAAUUUCAGCUGUCUGACUGAGUGCGAAUCUCUGUGACCUGCAGAAAUGGAUAGCCAUUUGUUCCCGUGGUUUCUCGUGCAGUGUUUGGUGAGGUGACAGUGUAUGAAUUAUUUAUGCCAAUAAAAAAAAAAAAAAAACAAAACCAAAACUUUGAAAA
Molecule: messenger RNA, 7619 nt
Organism: Tyto alba (common barn owl)
Lineage: Eukaryota; Metazoa; Chordata; Aves; Strigiformes; Tytonidae
Gene: KSR2
Product: kinase suppressor of ras 2
Exons: 21
Coding region: 8-2932 (974 amino acids)
Biological process (GO): protein phosphorylation
Molecular function (GO): protein kinase activity; ATP binding
Source: RefSeq, a predicted model, not a curated record